AUGAAUGAAUGAAUGAAUGAAUGAAUGAAUGAAUGAAUGAAUGGUUAUAGACAGAGAGCAACCUUUCCUCUUGCCCGCCGUCAUUCAUGCAAGUAAGGCGUGGGAUGUGCCAUUUCAAACCAAUAUAAUAGUAUGAGUAGUAACAUUCUCCGGCCCAACCAUGAACUGACUGAUCGGGAACUCAGCGAGAAGCGAGGCCUGAAGCGACUCUUGAAGCGUCAAAUGAGGCGACGGAAACUGGAAGUGCGGUUGAAUCAAGCCAUUAUGCGAAAGGAUGCCGUCACGGAACAAUUUUCCAGAGUCGAGUUGGACCAAUUCCUGCGAGAGGAAGAGAACGAGCUGUUCAAAACGCAAUCAAUGAAUUUGGUGGCACUGGAAAACGACUACAACACAAGUAGUAGUACUAUACUGCCCAAAGAGCAUCGAGAAAGCGAAGCAGAACAGGCCAAGGCACAGUAUGACAUUGAAGAACUCUACCAAACCUACUACGACCUACUCGAGAAACAAUUAGAAUCGAAACAAAAUGGAAACUCAGAGCAUUACGAGAAAACGCCGAAAGCAUGCGAUACAACCAAUGGAACUCUCAUCAAGGAUCACCAAAAAGCCGAGGCCAGAGUGCUCUUGAUCAACAUGACCAAGGGGACACAAACGGUGGACAUGUUUGAAAAUUCAACAGCACUCAUGGGCUAUGUGCGCCAAAAGUUUCAAGAACGUGCUUGUUUGGCCAUUUCUUCGCUCUGCAAGUUGGAUCCCAGACGGGCUGAUCUGGGACAACAACCACCUCAAUUCUGGAAUCUACUGUUGGCGUGCCGAUCCAUUUGCAGCAUUGGUUGUGGACCCGGCUGCGAUGUCCUGGGAUUGGUGAAAUUCUUGCAGUGCUUUGCUGCCACUCCAAAAGACGAGACUUUGGUCGAUCGAGUAAUCUUUCUCGACUGGACCAUGGACAAGUGGGAACCAUUCUUGAGGCCGCUCAUAGACGGGGUUCUAAUACCACAAAAGUACGUGGCAUCCGCCGACUGUGUGUUUGGCGACGUGCUGCGUCCUCUGUCGGAGGAUUGUAAUCAAACAGCCAAGGAUCUACUAUUCUUGCAAGAAGAAGGGGGUGUGGAUCUCUACGUGACAUCUUACCUGUUGACGGAAACCAGGGGAAAGUGGCAUGACUUUUAUAGAGACAUUAUUGACAUGGCCAAACCGGGGGCGUUGUUCUUGUUUGCCGAGCCCAAAGCGUGGCAGCUGCACAGUCUGAUGGAACAGCAUGGUAGUACCAAAAUGGAGUAUGUGUGGUUGGAUUCAUCCAUGUAUAGUCCAAUGAUGCAAGCACUCGAAGGACGAGUCGGUCCUGCAGUCUUGUUGUGUAGGAAACUGUAACACAAAAUGUGUAGUAACACCGUACUCAAUGCUCUUGACAGGCGUCGUAAGUCUACAUGACGUUGUAGUGUUUGGGUACACCCCAUAACCGAGCAAUGACGACGUAGCUAACCAAGUCUACUGAUCAAUAGUCUUCGGAAACCAUGUUCCUACCGCAGUCAUGAUCAUACGCAGUUGCUGUUGCGAUAAAUGAUGUUUCUUUUUAUAUGUA
Seminavis robusta is the source of this 1579-nucleotide messenger RNA. NCBI's taxonomy places the organism in Eukaryota, Bacillariophyta, Bacillariophyceae, Naviculales, Naviculaceae. The record is from the annotation of a GenBank genome assembly.